Molecule: messenger RNA, 2892 nt
Organism: Colletotrichum phormii
Lineage: Eukaryota; Fungi; Ascomycota; Sordariomycetes; Glomerellales; Glomerellaceae
Product: 5'/3'-nucleotidase sure
Exons: 3
Coding region: 106-2589 (827 amino acids)
Biological process (GO): protein modification process
Cellular component (GO): P-body
Molecular function (GO): hydrolase activity
Source: RefSeq, a predicted model, not a curated record
UCUUUUUGACUUUCAACCCCCUUCUCAGACCUUACCUCACCAACGCUCAACUCAACUCAACUCGACUCACUUCAAACAGCGCAAAAGCACAAGCCAGCUGUCAACAUGCACAUCCUCCUCACCAACGACGACGGCCCGCCAUCUCCUCACUCCUCUCCCUACGUCCACUCCCUCGUCCACCAGCUCCAGCAAGCCGGCCAUGUCGUCUCCGUCUGCCUCCCGCACACCCAGCGCUCCUGGAUCGGCAAGGCGCACAUGAUCGGCCAGACCGUCAAGCCGCUCUACUACCGCCCCUCCACCGAGGGCCUCUUCGGCACCGAAGGCACGACCACGACCCGGCCCUCGGCCAACGGCGCCGACGACGAGUGGAUCCUCGUCGACGGCACGCCGGCGUCGUGCGUGCAGAUCGGCCUGCACCACUUCUUCCAGGAGCGCGGGCCGGUCGACCUCGUCGUCAGCGGACCCAACUACGGCCGCAACACGACGGCCGUGUUCGCGCUGAGUUCGGGCACGUUGGGCGGUGCGCUUGAGGCGGCGGUGUGUAAGAGCAAGGCGAUUGCGUUGAGCUACGCCUUCUUCUCGCGGAACCAUGAUCCUGUUAUUAUCGAGGGCGCCGCGAGGCACUCGGUCAAGGUUAUUGAAAAGUUGUAUCAGCAGUGGCCUGCGGGUGACGAGGUGGAUCUGUAUAGCGUCAACGUGCCGCUCGUCGAGGGUGUGGAGACGCACAAGACGUUGUUUACAAACAUGCUGCAGAACUACUGGCGCGACGGCAGCUGCUUUCAGGAGAUUGAGGGCGAUGCUGGUGAUGAGGAUGAAGAGGAGGAGAAGAUUCGCGAGGGCGCGUUUGGGGAGACGUCUGCUGAGAAGCCGAAGGAGGGCGAGGAGGCAAAGGCUGGGGGUGGAGUUGCCAAGAGCCAUCGACACAAGCACUUCAAGUGGGCGCCGAGAUUCACGGAUGUGUAUCAGAGCGUUGAGGAGGCUGCCCCUGGCAACGAUGGAUGGGCUGUGAAGGAGGGCUACACGAGUGUGACGCCCCUCAAGGCCAACUUCUGGCAUGCUUCCCAGGAACUCCAUCAGAAGGAGCUGAUUCUUGACAGCCCGCAAGCUGAGGCGCCGGCAAAGGCAGAAGCAGAAGCCACUCGCUCGUCGACUAGACUCCCCAUGCGAAGUUCCACCUUUGGUGCCCAGCAGUCAACCGCCGCCACCACGACAACAACAGCCGCGAACCCAGAGUUCCACGCAAUCAUCAACUACGAAGACCCGUACGUCCAACCGCUCAUCCUCGAAGCCAUGGAACGCCUCUUCCCCGGAGCAUACUCUCUCCUCCCCUCGCCGCCGGACUCUACCGACGAAGACGACGAACCCACCGCCACCCUCGCAGCCAGCCUCCCCUCGCCAGACACCAAAAUCCUGCACAUCGCGCCCUACGAGUCCCUCGACUUCGACCACGUCGCGUCGCACCCCACCACCUCUUUCGUAAACAGCUACGUCAUCCGCAAAGCCCUGAUUCGGAAACACUACCUCUCGUCGACGGUGGACCACUGGGUCGCGAAGCACCCUUCCUCUUCGCUCAUGACGCAUGUCAAGCGCGGGGAGCACUUUGAGGUGGACUACGCCGAGUUCCUCGACGACGCGCUCGUGGAGGCGUUUGAUCUGCGGGAGAGCAUGGACAGGAACGAGGGCAUCGAAGAAGAAGACAAAAAGGAGUGGUGGAUUCUGAAGCCGGGGAUGAGUGAUCGCGGACAAGGGAUUCGGCUGUUUAGUUCGAUGGAGGAGUUGCAGGGCAUCUUUGAUGAGUGGGAGGAGGAGAGGCCCGACAGCGAUGACGAGGACGAAGACGAAGGCGAAGGAGUUGCAGACACUACUACUGCGGGAGGUGGUGAACGCGAAGGCGGAUCGGGAGGAGGAGACUACAUCACGACCUCGCACCUCCGCCACUUCGUCGCCCAGCCGUACAUCCACCCGCCCCUCAUCCUCCCCUCGGACGCGCGCAAGUUCCACGUCCGCACGUACGUCCUCUGCGUAGGCAGCCUCGACGUCUACGUCUACAAGCCGAUGCUGGCGCUCUUUGCGGGCAAGUCCUACCGCGCGCCGUGGGAGGACGCGGAUUUGGAUGGGCACUUGACGAAUACGUGUUUACAAGGGGGCGGGGGGGAGUCUGCCUUGCCGCCCGUGAAGCAAUUCUGGGAUCUGGUUUCUUCUGGAAAGGCCGAUGGUCUGCCCGCCGCCACGGCGGACCGCAUCUUUGAGCGGAUAUGCAACAUCACGGGCGAAAUCUUUGAAGCUGCCGCGCGGGAGAUGACGAUCCAUUUCCAGCCGUUGGGUAAUGCCUUUGAAGUGUUUGGGCUGGAUUUCCUCGUGGACGAGGAGGCGAAGCCUUGGCUGCUGGAGGUGAAUUCGUUCCCGGACUUCAAGCAGACGGGCGGGGACCUUAGGGGCGUGGUUGCUGGGUUCUGGGAGGAGACGUUGAGGGUGGCUGUUGGGGGGUUCUUUGGGGUUGAGCCUGUUACUGCUAGUGGUGGUGGUGGUGGUGGUGGUGGUGGUGGUGACAUGGUUCAUGUUAGACGGGUUGAUCUGGGCAGACGAUAAGGCGUUUUUUUGUGUCUUCUUGCCGCCUUCGGCUACCCUUUCUUGGGGUUGGUUUUGAGGAUGGAGCGUCGGUAGUUACGGAUGUGUGGUUGGAAACAAGAGGCAAGGCAGACUUCAAAAGUACCCGGAGAGCAUCGCGAUAUACGUUCCCGCGUAUAUUCAAAUCUAGAAACAACCAAGAAUCACAAAAACAAAAGAACCAUCACAAUGCUAUACCAACAGAAACAUUACCAGACAUCAGACACAUGUCUUGGCAGGCAGACAGUAACACUUUUUCCGUCCCUCUAAAAAUUGAACCAGAAG